AAUUCCGGAAACGCCACACACGCCCUAUACUCGCGCAUUUUACAGCACACCAAUCGAAACAUUUGAAACACUACAUCAAGUAAAAAAAAAAUAAAAUUAAAAACAAAAAAAAUAUUUAACUUCGUUUUUAACUAUAUUUUGGUGCACAAAUGUGCAACGGCGUCACGCUUCCUGCUAAAUUCUUUCCGGCUACAAAAGCACUAUGGGUAAUGAAAGCAGCAGACUAAAGCUGAAGGGCAUAAUUACCGACAAAAAUGUGGUGCAGGAAAACGAUUUCUGGACACUGUAUAAUGCCGAGUGGCCCUCGCCCGUAGGCGUUGAAGGACACUGCCAACUUUUAUCGAUUUUUGAGGAAAAAACUGUUGUAUCUGGUGAUUUGUGGGCGAAUGGCCCAGGACCCGUGGAAAGAGCAAUAAAGAAUUUUAUGGUCUACCGACAUCCGUACAUACUAAGAUAUGUUGCAACAUGGGAGCAGUCUGGGCUUAAGCUCCUUGCCACAGAGCGGGUCACCCCGCUUAACGACAUUUUGCUUCAGCAAAGCAACAUUCAAAUUUGCCUUGGGCUGCGCGCAAUAUUGUGUAGCCUCAUAUUUCUGGUAGAAACAGCUUUAGCCAGACAUUUUAAUAUAUGUACGAACUCUGUUUAUGUGACUGAUAGUGGAAGUUGGCGUCUGGCAGGUUUUUCAUACGUAUGGGCAGGCAAAGAUUUCAACAAGCGCUUGCUAAAAUGUAUCCCUUUACUUUUCGACACAAAUAAUAGAGGAGAAAAUUUUGAGCAGUUCGCGUUUGCAACAAUGUGCGAAGAGAUUUUAAAAAAAAAACUUUCUGAUGGGGCUGAUAUCCCUUAUGUUCGUGAGUUUCGCGAAUAUUGUAGGGCACAUUUAAAACAUCAAAUCAGCGAGCUUAGACCAAAACUUUCUGCGGUCUUACUGCACCCUUACUUCAACCAUGAAUUUGUGGUUAUACAUUCUUUUCUUUUUGAAUUGCCGCUGAAAUCAAUUCAAGAGCGACAUAACUUCUUUUCAAAUUUGGUGGAACGCCUGCGAUGUUUUGAAGAGAAAAUGGUAGCAUCCCAAUUAGCUAAUGACUUACUUUCUCGGAUGGUCCUACUGGAUUCCACGGCACAGCAGUUUGUUACUCCCUAUGUGCUACGUACAAAAUCUUUAGACAGAGAUACAUCAUUAUUUACCCCUGAGACUUACGUUCAAUAUUUAUUGCCGCAAAUACUUAAAAUGUUUAGACUAAGGGAUGCUCAGAUUCGGUUAAUUUUAUUAGACUACUUUACUGAAUAUAUUUGUCUUUUAAGCGAAGAUCAGUUGCAAAGUGAAAUUCUUCCGCAAUUACAGCUUGGUAUGAACGAUACAAAUGAAGUUUUAGUUACUAAGACAGUGAGGUGCAUCGCUGAUUUAGUUCCCAUUUUGGGAGCAACAAAAGUACUUGGCGGUGAUCGUCGCAGAUACUUUUCGGAUGGUCGUCCUAAUGCAGCUGUGCCCUUAAAAAGUAAUGCAGAAUUAUUAGAACCGCGUUCAAUUACGCCUUUAAUGAACAUUAACUACGUAGACGCAGACGACAAUGAAUUGGUAUCUGGGAGUCCGUUGCCGUCUGACAAAAAUCAUACUUCGUUACCGCUUCGCCUUAGUCCCGACGGUGGCGAGGACGAGCAUGAAGUAAUGAAUUUAAAUGAUAAAUCAUUUGAAAUUACUUUUAAAACCAAUCUUGAAACCAAUUCUGUCAAAUUUCCUGAUGAGCUCAAAAAAACUACACUUAAUUUAGGUGAGGAGGAUGUUUGGUCUGAUUGGGAAACUACAGAUGAAGCCCCGAGUUUGCAAGCCACCAGCAGUCAUCCAUCUCAAGUUGAAAAAGUAGCUUUCACGGAGUCUCAUCUUCGCUCAAUUAUUUCGAAAGAUUUAAAUUUGUUGCCGUCUCAAUUAGAUUCAAAGAAUAUCGACGAUCUUAGCGCGUUGGAUAUACAAGUACAAUCAAAGGCCCAACCCCAGUGCUUAAGUGAAGUUGAUUACUUCAAGGACAUGGAGCCCGUUAUCCAAAGAUCAAGAAGAGACAGGAAAACUGCGGGACCGGUUGAAGUAGACUCCAGCCGUUUUGAUGCUGUUCCAUUAUUCACUGGUUCAGAUAUAGAUAAUACAGACGUAGGCUGGGGGCAUAAUAUAACGGAUGAAGAUAUGGGCAUUAAUGUCACCGGCACAGCCUAAGUUGGUUUUCAUUAAGCUCAUUUCUCCCCAACGAUAAACCAAUUCAUCAAUGUUUUUAAUGCAAUGAAAUAAAAAUAUGCAUAAUUAUUA
Drosophila ananassae is the source of this 2299-nucleotide messenger RNA. Its product is annotated as protein-associating with the carboxyl-terminal domain of ezrin. The coding region runs from base 203 to 2209 and encodes 668 amino acids. The record is from RefSeq and is a predicted model, not a curated record. The transcript has 3 exons. Lineage: Eukaryota; Metazoa; Arthropoda; Insecta; Diptera; Drosophilidae.